AUGGUUACAUUCCACUCGUCAAGAUGUGUGCCCGUUUGUGGCAAAUCUAGUGUGGUCUCAUCACACUUGCUAUUCACCCCGAUCGGCGGAUCCAACUCAGGCCUUCAAUCCGGAUCCAACUCGGGCCUUCAAUCCGGAUCCAACUCGGGCCUUCAAUCCGGAUCCACUCAUUGUCUCGUAGAUCCGUUUCUUAUCUCUUUAGUUGACCGAUUUCACUCGGUUCCAGUCCCAGUGUGA
This is a messenger RNA of Protopolystoma xenopodis, 237 nucleotides long. NCBI's taxonomy places the organism in Eukaryota, Metazoa, Platyhelminthes, Monogenea, Polystomatidea, Polystomatidae. The record is from the annotation of a GenBank genome assembly.